Eucalyptus grandis is the source of this 641-nucleotide messenger RNA. RefSeq names its product protein TIFY 5B. The transcript has 3 exons. The coding region runs from base 69 to 479 and encodes 136 amino acids. The record is from RefSeq and is a predicted model, not a curated record. NCBI's taxonomy places the organism in Eukaryota, Viridiplantae, Streptophyta, Magnoliopsida, Myrtales, Myrtaceae. Gene Ontology annotation, biological process: response to wounding; regulation of jasmonic acid mediated signaling pathway; regulation of defense response. Gene Ontology annotation, cellular component: nucleus.
CUCUCUCUCUCUCUCAAGUGCAGUUGCAGCAUUUGAUGUGUCUCCUUCCAUAGACCUGAUCAUAUAGGAUGAGAAGGAGCUGUAACUGGCAGCUUAGUCUGCAGUCUGCUUCAGCUUCUCUCUCUCCAAUGGAUUUCCAUCACCGAGACCGUCAUCCAGAUCAGAUGGAAGUGUCGAGUAGGAGGCAGGAAGAGCAGCAACAGCUGACCAUAUUCUACGAUGGCCACGUUUGCGUUUGCGACGUUACUGAACUACAGGCGAGAGCAAUUCUAGUGCUUGCAAGCAGAGAAAUGCAGGAAAGAAUGAAAGCUACACCGACCGUGACCUCAUGGCCAAAUUCACCAAGCAGAACAUCACCAUCGGCUGAGCUCUAUAGCCCCACUGGCACCGGCCUUUCCAUGAAGAGAUCACUUCAGCGAUUCCUGCAGAAAAGAAAGCUUCGCUUUCACGCUACAUCUCCCUAUCACACGGAUCAGUAGUUGUUCUAUCUAUCAUGCGGGCAUUUCCAAAUAGGGUCUUAAAUGUAGUUUUGUUCGAUGGAUCAGGUGUUCCCAAUCAAGCGAAUUCCGGAGUUUCUCAAUCCUAUUUAGGACGUAUAUUUCGGGUGUGGAUUUUUGUGCUAUGCGGGAAUUAAUUGACCA